AUGACCAUGGAAGACAACAUUAGCUGGUCCCAAUUGCUGAAGCACUCCAUUGUCACGGCUGAACAUUCCAAUGGCAAGAACCGAAUUGCAGCGACAACUGAGACUCUACAGCAAACAGUGCAGCUAUUGGUCGAGGUGCUCAAUGAACGUGCCAAGCUUUUAGCCAACAGUGCUCAAUUUGAAGCGGCUUUACGUGAUUCAGCAGCCAUACGAGCCUUAUUACCAGGAUCAGGACUUGGAUAUAUGUGUAUGGGAGACGUGUAUUGUCAACAAGGCCAUCAUGCAGCAGCCAUUUCCAUAUAUGAUCAAGGCCUUCAAGCAGUACCUGAAUCGGAUCCAUGUUAUCAACAGCUUCAGCAACAACGCAUGAAAGCAGUAGCCAACAACGACAAACGCAUCGAUUUUAUCAGCCAAUUGCCAUUGGAUGUUGUCAUCACCAACAUUGUGCCAAGGAUGGAGCCAGCAUACUUGGAGUCUGAUGUGUUGUAUGAGCCUCUUUACGUAUCACGUUCAUGGCAGGAGAGCCUUUUGCAGCAACCCAAGGGCUUAUGGUUCACCUUUGACCAAGACCAAGGUGUUGAUACAUUCAAAACGGGCCAUGCACAGCUCAUCCGAUUUGCGCCCUAUGUUCAGUACUUGGAGGGCAAUCUCUUCGAUGUUGAUUUGGAUGAUCUCUUUUCUCGAGCCCACUUUUCCAAUCUAAAAGAACUCGAUCUACUCUGUCGUCCUACAACGCCUCGUCUCCCAUUGAUCCAUGGCCUGCAAAUGAUUGCUGACUCAUUGACUCGAUUGUCCCUCUUUAAUUGCCCGCUUUUUCAAUUACAUGAAAUCCUGGAGACAUGUCCAAAUCUUGAAUUCCUGGAAACAGAGCAUGUGGAUGCAUUUAUAUCUUUAUCAUCGUCGUCAAUUUAUCCCAAGAUGAAGCACCUUGCACUUUGCAGUCAACCAGAACGCGCUCCCACUCGUGAAAAUAUGGUCGAUAUCCUGAGACGAUUUCCUUCCUUGCAGGUGCUUGAGGUUAUGCCAACGCCCGAUUCCAGUCUUUUGCCAAUCCUACACAAGCAUUGUCCUUAUCUCCAGGUCCUUUAUUACGGCACCACGAACUUUGCCUCAGACCCCAUUGACGUUCAUCCAAACCGGAAAGGAGUCACUUUGGCGCACCUGGGAGUGUACGAAGAAGAUGUCUUUAUGCAAGAUCAUUUGAUUGCGUUCCUGUAUUUGCAUAGCGGUUCACUCGAGAAGAUGGCAUUUGAAGGCAUUAUUGAUGCUGAAAAUUCCUAUUGGAGAAUGGAGAAUGGACAUGUACUUCUGCAGCAGGCAGAUUAUGAACACGAUGUACCACCACCUUCACGCUAUGGAUGUGACCCAACUCUAUCACAGGCUUCAUUCAAUCAAUUGACAAGCAUCACGUUUUCGGGCCCUGAGCAAGCUUUAUGUCAUGAAUACAUCCUAUGGUUGAUAUCGAACGCUCCCAAUCUCCAAUCCAUUGCUCUCAACAAAUCAUACAUUCAACACGAUGUCGCAAGUGCUAUGAUCAACGCAAGGCAUCUUUGCAAGUUAGAGGUCUUUCAGUCCUGGGGAGGUGAUGACGAUGAAGGUGUCAAGCGGCUCUUGAAUCAUCAUGUUGCAACGAUGGGAGAUGGCUCCACCCUUGAAGAGGUGAUCAUACACAUGCUACAUUUCAACAUGUCUGCUGCCCCAUGGAUAACUCUAUUGUGCAAGUUGAAGUCUCUCAAGAAUCUGAAAUUGCUCGUAGGAAGAAGCUUCUCUAAACAUGGCAUACCCAUCAUGGAAGAGAUUGGUCAAGGUUGUCCCGCUUUGAAAGACCUAACCCUUGGUCAUCGCCUUUGCACGUUGGCUGAUGGCCUCUUCAAGCCUUUGUGUAAACAUCCCAAUAUCGAAUGCCUUAGGAUUGAAGCUGAAUCUUUAUCCAACGACAACCUUAUGGAUUUGUGCGCAUUCAACAAUUUACAACAACUCCAACUCACACUCCAUGUUAUUGUUGCAGACGAUAAGCUAGAGAUGUUACGAAACCAUAUCCCCAAGGUCAUUGUCAUUGAUGAUAUAUAG
This is a messenger RNA of Lichtheimia ornata, 2070 nucleotides long. RefSeq lists its product as uncharacterized. Gene Ontology annotation, cellular component: SCF ubiquitin ligase complex. The record is from RefSeq and is a predicted model, not a curated record. Lineage: Eukaryota; Fungi; Mucoromycota; Mucoromycetes; Mucorales; Lichtheimiaceae. The transcript has 2 exons. The coding region runs from base 1 to 2070 and encodes 689 amino acids. Gene Ontology annotation, molecular function: protein binding. Gene Ontology annotation, biological process: SCF-dependent proteasomal ubiquitin-dependent protein catabolic process.